UUUGAAUGCGUAAAAGGCAUGUUGCCUGGUUAUUAUCACAUGUGUUUUGUUUUAAUGUUUUGAUUUGAUUUCCAAUAAUGUGUUUCGGCUCAAUUUCUGAAUCCAGCUAAGCUUUUUCUUGAUCAAUAUCAUUGUUCAGGUGGUUUCUUAUAGAAUAUGUCGAUCUAAUAUUUGUAGAGGUUAAGAGUGGGUUGUUGUUAAAUCUGUAACUCGAAUGAGGAUUUUACGCCCACAAGUUGUUUGAAGAAAGUCCCGAAUGAGAAUUUCAUGUUAGAUUGUUCCAUUUUAGCUAAGACAAUAUUGGUGAACACGGACCACAAUGAGUUUCCAGGUUUACUAAUGGUGUUGAAUGGCAAAUCUUUGACGUCCAUCAGCAACUCUGAGCUGAAUGAGAACCCUGAAUGAUAAGUGGGUGUCUAAUCUUCCUAUCGCUGCUACAGUAUAACAAUACUGAAAAUAGAGUUUGGGCUUUGGAGUCUGAUUGUAUGGGUGGAUUUUUGUCUCAUUUUGCCAUCAAUAUCUAUUCUUAUUGCAGCUAACUGUAAUGAUUUAGUGUCUGACAUGAUGAUUUUGAAACCAUAUGCCAUCUCUUGUUUAACUGUAUGCUUGAUCCAAUUUGACUUGUGGGAAUUGCUUAAUUGAUUCAGAACCAUGUUACUUUUGCAGCUUUGCUGACCUUGAAUUCAGAUAAAGAUAUGAUUGCUUUCAGGUUGUGUUGUUCACUGGGCUCCAAAGUUUACCUGAGUUGUCCCUUCAUGUACACAUAUGAUACUAGAUAGGAGAUUUUACCACAUAAGUACCAACGAUAAUAUACCGUCAAAGGUAAUGGGAAGCAAAUUCCCCAUUGGUCAAGAACUGGGUGGAGCAGUAUGAAAAGAGUCCUAAAUCUGCUACGGUUGAAUUGCUCAUGAUGCUUUUCGAGGAAGCACUGGAAAAUAAUAGACGGGACAUAACUUUAGCAAUGAUGAACAAUUACCCAAAACUGUUGCCCAAAUUCAUGGCUGACAAGGACAAAGUGUCACCGCUCGUAGAGAUAAUUCUGAAUAUGAAUCUCGAGCUAUAUUCGCUUAAGAGGCAAGAACAGAAUUUUGAAAAAGUUCUCCGGUCCAUUAAAGAAGCAUUUUUCAAACAUGGUGAAAAAGAACCUUUGAGGUCCUGUGUCAAGGCUAUGAGAUUUUGUUCUACUGAGAGUCAAGGAGACCUGCAAGAUUGUGCACACACUAAAUUAAAGGAGCUAGAGUAUGAACUUAUAACAAAGCUUAAGUCUGCAAUUAAACAAGUAGAGGGAGGCGAUGAUGACUACUCUUUUCUCGUUAAUUUGAAAAGCGUAUAUGAACUCCAAUUGGCAAAGUGUGUACCCAUUGAAACCUUAUUUGAAGAUUUUGUCAGGAUUCUUGAAGGAAACAGAAAUAUGUCAGGAUUCACCAUCAAAGAGAGAUGCAACUGUUCCCGGUGAAUCUGUAAGCUCAAAAUCGUUAUAGCUUUCGGUUCAAGUGAAGUUGAUAAGCGUCCCGGAGAGCCAUGUCAAAAGAAUGCGCUUUUAAAAUUCUGGAUGUCCUCAACAACAUUGAGUUGGAAGCUAUGUCUCUCUAGCUCUCUCAUAUAACUUGUGGCUUAAGGAUUUUGUGAUGUCAUAUAGUCCUAAUAUUAACGGAUUAAACCGGAAAGAUACAGAGAAUGCUAUGAUCUCUCUUAUAUUUUCAAUGUAUUUGAAAUUGUAAUUGAUGGUCAAAUUCUUCUCCGGGAUUUCUAUAAUCUCUUGUAUUCCUUGGACAGCAAAAAGUCGUGCAGGACGUGUCUUUAUUGAAAUGAGUUUUUGUAAAAGAAUGAAUAUUAUCUCUAGACUUCAAUGGAGUACUAGAAGUUUUUGCUAAAGAAUGAAUCACCAUGAAUACAA
This is a messenger RNA of Papaver somniferum (opium poppy), 1897 nucleotides long. RefSeq names its product sister-chromatid cohesion protein 3-like. The record is from RefSeq and is a predicted model, not a curated record. Gene Ontology annotation, biological process: sister chromatid cohesion. Gene Ontology annotation, cellular component: nucleus; cohesin complex; chromatin. Gene Ontology annotation, molecular function: chromatin binding. NCBI's taxonomy places the organism in Eukaryota, Viridiplantae, Streptophyta, Magnoliopsida, Ranunculales, Papaveraceae. The transcript is spliced from 6 exons. Bases 908 to 1456 code for a protein of 182 amino acids.